This is a messenger RNA of Saccharomycopsis crataegensis, 1224 nucleotides long. It is a transcript of the gene KTR6, whose product is annotated as putative mannosyltransferase. Gene Ontology annotation, cellular component: Golgi apparatus; membrane. Gene Ontology annotation, molecular function: alpha-1,2-mannosyltransferase activity. Lineage: Eukaryota; Fungi; Ascomycota; Saccharomycetes; Ascoideales; Saccharomycopsidaceae. The coding region runs from base 1 to 1224 and encodes 407 amino acids. The record is from RefSeq and is a predicted model, not a curated record. Gene Ontology annotation, biological process: protein N-linked glycosylation; cell wall mannoprotein biosynthetic process; protein O-linked glycosylation. The transcript has a single exon.
AUGUCGUUGGUGAAAGCUAAAUAUCUCCAAGUAUCAAUAGUCAUCUUUAUUGCGUUACUGAUAUUCUUCAAUAUUCGACUGUACACAUUUUCAUCAGAAUCGUCACAGUCAUCAUCAUCAUAUUCAUCUUCUAUCGAUCACUUCCCAUCAACAAUCACAAAUCAGCCACAUCUGUCGGAUAACAGUCUCACCCAAGAAGAAAUCAUCAAUAAAUACUCGUCUAUCCAAUACCAAUCUCUUCUGACUUCAAAGGUAAAUGGUUGUUUUGUGACUUUAGCAAGAAACUCCGAUCUUUGGGGCUUGGUGGAUUCUAUUCGUUCAGUUCAGGACCGUUUCAACAACAAAUUCAACUACGAUUGGAUUUUUUUCAAUGACGAAGAAUUCACUGAUGAAUUCAAAGAAGUCACAUCGUCAUUAAUAAGUGGCAAAACAAAAUAUGGGAAAAUCCCCAAAGAACAUUGGCUGUUUCCGGAAAACUUGGAUUUGAAUAAAGCUGCCAAGGCAAGGGAAGAUCUCUCGAACUUAGGAGUAAUUUAUGCCGAGUCGGUAUCUUAUCGUCAUAUGUGUCGUUUUGAGUCGGGAUUUUUUUACAAACACCCUAUGCUUGCUGAUUAUGAUUGGUACUGGAGAGUUGAACCGGAUAUCCAAUUCUUUUGUGAUAUCAAUUAUGAUUUAUUCCGUUACAUGGCAGAUAAUAAUAAGGUCUAUGGAUUUGCCAUAUCAAUUCAUGAAUUUGAAGCCACCAUCUCCUCGCUUUGGGGGGAAACUAAAAAAUUCUUGAGUGACAAUCCUCAAUAUAUUGCUAAAGAUAACUUGCUUGAUUUUAUCUCGGAUGAUGGAGGGGCAACUUACAAUUUGUGUCAUUUCUGGUCAAAUUUUGAAAUUGUGAACUUGAGUUUCUUUAGGAGCGAAGCCUACGAGGCCUAUUUCCAGCACUUGGACGCGACAAAUAAUUUCUUCUAUGAACGUUGGGGUGAUGCGCCAAUCCACUCUAUUGCUGCUUCUUUAUUCCUCAAAAAGGACGAAAUCCACAUGUUCAACGAUGUGGGAUAUUCUCACUCAGUUUAUCAAAACUGUCCAAUUGAUAAUGACUUUAGACUUUCGCAUAGCUGUGCUUGCAAUCCUGAUAAUGAUUUCACCUUUAAAGGUUACAGUUGCUCAGGAAAGUACUUUGAUGUUCAGGGUUUGAAGAAGCCAAAUAAUUGGGAAAAAUAUAGUGAUUGA